This is a messenger RNA of Chroicocephalus ridibundus (black-headed gull), 3184 nucleotides long. RefSeq names its product dynactin associated protein (gene DYNAP). Lineage: Eukaryota; Metazoa; Chordata; Aves; Charadriiformes; Laridae. The coding region runs from base 1586 to 2971 and encodes 461 amino acids. Gene Ontology annotation, biological process: activation of protein kinase B activity. The transcript has 10 exons. Gene Ontology annotation, cellular component: Golgi apparatus; plasma membrane. The record is from RefSeq and is a predicted model, not a curated record.
CACUGCCAAAACCAGCACUAACCCAUGUGCCUCAGCACCAUGUCUGCCUGUCUUUUAAAUAUCUCCAGGGAUGGCUAUUCCACCGGCUCCCUGGGCAGCCUCUUCCAAUGCUUGAUAACUGUUUUGGUGAAGACAUUUUUCCUAAUAUCCAUCCUAAACCACAAAUGCGGAGAGCUAGAUCUGAAAUCAGAGUACAGAAAAUGAAAUUUCUCCUUCAUUUUCAUCACACAUGUCUGGGUGUGGACCACAAUGAAUUUGCUCUGCUUUUGAGCUACUCUGGAUGCUGUGUGUGGGCAGUUAACCGUAGUGUGUGUAGAUUUAUUUCUCCAGGUGUACAGCUACUCCUUGGGGUGCUGGUAGCACAAGCAAGGUGGACUCAAAACAAGACUUGAUGCCCUGAGAGUACUUGGAGGUCAUACCACGCUCAUCCAGCUUGCAGGGGUGCAUGGGACAAAUAUAAAGCGCUCCCUGCUCCCUUAGAACUUCCCCUGAUGUUCGGGCAGAGCUUGUUUGCUAUCUAGAAACUCUUUUUCACUCUUUCCCCCUUAAGGAGUCCUCAUACCUGUCCGUAUUUGUGAGAUUCCUCGUUUUGUGGAGCUUUUUUUAGUAGCCUUCAGAUUUUUUCCUUUAACAGUUUAAUAUACUUUGGAGAAUUUCAGCACAACUUAUUUCUGGGGUUUUAUGGCACACAGACCUAGGUAACAACUAAAAGUAUCGUUGACAUUAUUGAAUAUUUGUAUUUACUAACUUCUAUAUUGGCCAGGUCUGAAAGGCUUUGAUCAUGGAUAAGGACCACUGUGCGAGGUACUGUACUGCACAGGAUGAAAGUACCUUAAGCAUGUGAAACUAAACAAAUGAGCGACGCUUUCUAGUUGUAAAUUGAUAGCAACUCAAAUAAGGAUAGAAUUAAAAAAAAAAAAAUCAAAACACAAUAAACCACCGUUAGCCAGUAAGUGGAGACAACUGGUUUCACAUCAAGAUUUCUUUUUUUAAAUGCUAUCAAUAUUUUUCCUGCCAUUGAAGAGUAUUUUAAAGAGGGAUUCGAUCCAUUAUAUAUCAAUAGAAAAAAAGUAACUUUUUGGUUGUAUAUGCGGGUCAGUUCUUGCAAUUAUAGCUGGAAUUCAGUUUGCCUAUAAUUAGAAUGAAGAAAUUGCCACUCAGGAAAAAUAACGGAAUAUGUAAAUUGUCACAUCCAAGAUGUCAGUGAGAUUCUUAUCCUUGAGGCUAGAUCAGAGGAAAGGGAUUUUAUUGAACUACAGUCUUCCAAAGCGACAGUGGGAAAAGCAAAAAGGCAGGCAGAAAGAGAGAGACCAGGAUUUGGAGGAAAUACUAAAAUAAAAUAGGAGGACUAGAUAGAAGGAAAGUCACUAUUUCUUGGCAAGGUACAAGAACUGUUUGCUAAGGAUGUGCACGAGUGUUUGUGAUCCUCUGUAUUUGCAUAUACAGGAAAGCUUUUACAAGUAGGGCACUUCCUGAAUUACAGCGUAUAUAUACCAGUAAAACGGAGCUGAGGGAAGUAAAGGCUUUGAUGAAGACAAGUGGAGUGCUCUUAAAUCUUGUGAAGAUCCUAUCUGUGCUUUACUAAAUGGAUAACCAGGCAUUUGAAAUGCAUGGCGAGAGCGUACAAAGUUCUUCAAAAGGAAAAGAGUGGCCAAAGAAAGAGGAAAGAACGAACAGCUGGUCCCUGAUGAAAGUCUUCCUAGUUUGUCUGUUGGCCUGUGUUAUCACCACCGUGAUAGGAGUGCUGACCCUGUCCUUGGUCUAUGUGAAUCACGCUCCCUUUAGGAGAGAGACGGAUGUUAAAGACGAUGGAGCCUCUUCCCCAAAACCAGAUGAAAAAAAUGUGGACAUCAAAUUCCAGUUCCUGAAUCACCUGGGGAAGUCAAAGAUACAUAAGUACCCAGGUGGUGAAAUUCAGUGGGCGAGAUACAGGAACGAUGUAAAUGAAUAUCAAAGUGAUGAAGAAAUGGAAUUCGGAAAAAGUAUCAAUAACCAUCGCUCCAAAAUGACUUUUGGAACCUUACGGAUCAAGAGCAAAGGGCUUCGGGCUCCCCACUGGCAUUUCAAUGCCAAUGAACACGGCUACCUGCUACAGGGUACUGCCUGGAUUGGAGUAAUUGGUGCAGACGACAGUGUGGUGACCACAUACAAUGUCACGGCUGGUCAAGUGAUCUUCUUCCCUAGAAACACUGUGCACUGGAUAAAGAAUGUAGGAUCAGAAGACUGUUUGUUCUUGCUGUUUUUCACAACGCAUGAAGAACUUCAGACCUUGGAUGUAGAUGACGCGUUUUUCUCCACCCCAGAGGAUAUAGCAGCUAGAGCAUUAAAGCCACAAGGUGGAGUUAACUUCAUCCGAACUUUCAAGAAACAAGAAGAUGAUCAAGCAGUUAACCUCCCACCAAACUUAGACGAGCUUGUGAAAAAUGCCACCUAUGUGCAGUCUCCGGACAACCUUGUAUGGCAGUACUUCUACAAUCUCAAAGGGUCAGCAGAAUAUCCUUUUCCAGGAGGAGUCUUCCAGUGGGCUCGCUACCGCAUAAACGGCACUGGAUUAAAUGAAACAGAAAAAAUCUUCAGUGAGUCGCUGAACAAGCAUGAAAAUACCCUUACCUUAGCAACUCUCCGGAUAUUCAGCAACGGGCUGGGGCAGCCUCAUUUCCACUUCAACGCUAACGAGAUGGGUUACGUCAUUAGCGGCUGCGGACAGGUUGGAGUUAUUCUCUCCGGAGUCACCUCCAACUUCAACAUUGGCAUUGGAGACGUCAUAUUUUUCCCCGUUGGAACCCAACAUUAUAUCAAGAGCGUCUGUGACGAGGAUUUGCUUUUAGUUCUGGCCUACAGUACGGGAAACCAGCUGGAAACCCUCCGUAUGAAGGACUACUUCCACGGAACAGCAGAUCACAUCCUUGCUCAGCUUUUUUUCAAGGAACAGGCUGAGUUCAAGAAGUUCCCAAGGGCUGCCAAAAAAUAACCUCUCUCAGCUGUCAAUGGCUCCAAGAAUUGUUCCUGAUCGCCGUGUUUCUAGCAGCGCUUUUUGGUGCCUUUCUUGCUGUUUAUCCAGAGGGGACAUUCAGGGAAAAAAAGAAGAAUUUGGAGUUAUUAAUUAUAAAAAGUCAUUUUCUUUUUCUAUUUUUAUAAUGUUUUAUUUAUAGCACAAUGUAAUAUGAUUGUAUAUUAAAGUAAU